AUGCUUCUCUUCUCUUUUUCUCAUCGAUUAUGGAUUACAACCCCUCUUUUAUUACUCAUUGUUCAUAUCGUUGCCGUGGUUGAAGCUAUCGAACGAGAAUACUAUAUUGCAGCCGAGGAGAUCGAAUGGGAUUAUGCACCAAAGAACCACGAUCUGCUCCAUGAUCUGCCAUUAGAGUCCAGCCCGGCUCGAUUCUACACUGUACGCAAUGAGACCCGAAUCGGCAAAGUAUACCAUAAAGCCAUGUAUCGUCAAUACCAUGACAACGAGUUUCGAAGGCGAGCUGCACGUGACCCUGCCAUGGGAUUUAUUGGACCAGUGAUUCGAGGGGAAGCGGGUGACCGACUACGCAUUACAUUCCUCAAUCGAGCUAAACGGCGAUACAGCAUCCAUCCUUAUGUAAGCGACCUGGCAACGACUUCACCUUCUCAUGUUGUCGAACCUGGAGAGAAAUACACAUACAUUUGGGAUGUACCCGUUACCAUCAAUGAUACUCGAGUAUGGUGUUACAUGUCACGAGCGGAUCCAGUGCAUGAUGUCCAUGAUGGGUUACUAGGCCCUGUUGUUAUAUACCCUGCCAACACAUUACAACGACCCACACCCGGUUCACCUGAACGCCCAUUCAUGUUGGAUCGUGAGAUCUUCACAGUGAUGACCAUUACGGAUGAAAACAUGUCACAUUAUAUCCGUCAAUCAGCUGAAGCUGCCAAUGUACCACUCGCAAGAGACCCAGGGUUCUUUGAAUCGAAUCGCAUGUAUCAUAUCAAUGGCUUUGUAUUCAACAACAAUCCUUCCUUGCACAUGUACUAUGGUGAUCGUGUUCGAUGGUAUAUACUUUCGCUUGGCCUUGGUGAUGAUGAUCCACAUACAGCUCACUGGCAUGGUGCUACACUACUCCAACAUGGUCAUAGAAUGGAUGUUGUCGAUCUUAUGCCCGUCAGCUUUGAAUGGCUCGACAUGAUGCCUGAUAACGAAGGCCAAUGGCUUUUCCACUGCCACGUGACCCAACACUUUGAUGCAGGAAUGUCAGCCUUUUAUCAAGUAGAGAAACUAGAAUACAAUGGUGCAGAAGGCUGGGAUGAAGAUGAAGGCUAA
Lichtheimia ornata is the source of this 1095-nucleotide messenger RNA. RefSeq lists its product as uncharacterized. The coding region runs from base 1 to 1095 and encodes 364 amino acids. Gene Ontology annotation, biological process: iron ion transport. The record is from RefSeq and is a predicted model, not a curated record. Gene Ontology annotation, cellular component: plasma membrane. Lineage: Eukaryota; Fungi; Mucoromycota; Mucoromycetes; Mucorales; Lichtheimiaceae. Gene Ontology annotation, molecular function: oxidoreductase activity; copper ion binding. The transcript has a single exon.